GACGAGCGGCGCACGUACCACGACGCGUACUUACCAUUCCCGUUAGAUGAUUGAAAUAUUUCGCCGGCUUUCUCGGAAUAUUGAAAUCGGGGCACCGUCGACAUCGCGUUUAUUUAAAUCGUAUCCACGCGCGUGUCAGUGUUAGUGCCAGUGUGUUAGUGUCACAAUGGAGCAGCCGGCAGACAGGAUGCUGGACCCGGAAACUAGGACGUUGGACGCAAGAGACGUGGGCAGAGAUACAUCAUACAUGUCCAGAACAUUUGAGAGAUGUCAUCGCACGUUUCGGAUGAUCGGGCAAAAUUGCAAUCACACAGUGGACGCGGCACUCGCUCGAGGAAAUCGGUUUAUUUAUCGGUUUUUUAGUUUAUUUCAAUGUUUACAACCGCUAGCCAACGCUCCGCGCGAUAUCCUCGUUAACGCGCAGAAAAAUAGCGCGUUAAUUGAUCACGUGGCGGAAUAAUUGAUUCAAACAGAUCAUCGUUUUGUGUGGAUAUGUUUCAGAGGAGAAAUCGCUGACUUGAAUGCGGACGGUUCUCGAUCGCGAGGACGUUAGAAAAUUCACGAACAAUGAACGAAAUGUACACGCUCAUGAAUUCUACGUGUGUGCACGUGCGCGUGUGUGCGUGAUAAAAUAGAGCCGUGGUAGAAUCCGUGACAAUAAUAAAGAAAUAAGUCCGCGAAGGCGAUAUCUCGACACGAUGUAACGCCCGGGCCAGGAUAUCCUCGUAUCGAUAUGAGCGCAUGGAUCGAUAAGGGGGAUGAGAGAUCGAAGUGCACGGGUGACAAGAAAAUGUCGAUUCAAGGGCGCAACCUGUCCGAUAACCUGGUUUCCACGGAGUAUUUCGGUGCUUUAGAGACCGAUGGCUACUCGCCGAUCGUUACCGGUCUGCCUCGGUUUACUACCGUCACUUCCAGCAUCGCGAACGUUACCUUGCCGAUCGGCCAACAGUCGAGCCAGGACCGCCUCAUGAAGACUCUUAUCAUACCGCUCUAUGGUAUAAUCUUCUUCCUCUCCAUCGUGGGCAAUUCCCUGGUACUCAUCACCCUGGCGAGGAAUAGGAAGAUGCGCACCGUAACGAACGUGUAUCUGCUGAACUUGGCUGUCUCCGAUCUCCUGCUUGGCGUGUUCUGCAUGCCCUUCACUCUUCUGGGCCAGAUCCUCAAGAACUUCAUCUUCGGUCUCACAAUGUGCAAGCUGAUACCGUAUUUUCAAGCCGUGUCAGUGUCGGUGGACGUCUGGACGCUCGUCGCUAUUUCGAUCGAACGCUACUUCGCCAUUUGCCGGCCGCUGAAAUCGAGACGAUGGCAGACACGAUUUCAUGCUUACAAAAUGAUCGCCAUCGUGUGGAUUCUGAGUCUUACGUGGAACGUACCGAUCCUCGUCGUGUCCCGAUUGAAAAGCUUGCACGGAGGAAGGCACAAGUGUCGCGAGGAAUGGCCGAGCGUCGGCUCCGAGAGAGCGUUCAAUCUUUUCCUGGACGGCACGCUGCUGUUGGUGCCCUUGCUAUUUAUGAGCCUGGCUUACUCGCUGAUAGCGAUCAAACUUUGGCGCGGUCUGAAGCGCGAGAUACGACAGUCAUCGACAUGCACGAGGAGACUCGAAAGAACGAGGUCCGCAACGACUAUGCGGGGCUCAACUUACAGCAACAACAGCGAUCGAGGCGCAAGCUCAACGAUGGUGUUCAGUGCUUGCGGCUCAACUUCCAGACUGCGGCGAGGCUUCUCGUCCUCUGCGGGACACUUUCAAAGUGCAUCACCAGGCGUACCGUCCAAGGGAGCACGUGCAACGGUUAACCGAGGCAUCGCGCUUCUCACCCCGAAAAAGGUGCGGUUACAACGGACGGUGGUCUCCAGGGUGCUUGCCGGCAAGUGUCACGGUACAGAUUUGCCCCAGCGAUCCAGGAUUCAGAUACGGGCGAACGGAAGCGAAUGCUUAGUGCGGGAUGGGAAGGACACCGCUAACGAGGAUCAACAGGAUUCGAUCUGCCCGCUCAGCAGACAACACAUAAUACGCAGUAAUUACAUGGGAAAGAGCAUCGAGGCGAAGAAGAAGUAUUGGACAGCGUCCGUGCUCGUCGCAUCUCGAACGCGCUCGCCCGUGAUGUUGCAGGUGAUCCGUAUGCUCUUCGUGAUAGUCUUGGAAUUCUUCGUGUGCUGGGCGCCGUUGCACAUAAUCAAUACGUGGUACAUCUUCGCGCCUGAUCUGGUGUACACCGUCGUCGGCAGCACCGGCAUCAGCCUGGUGCAGCUGUUGGCCUACGUUUCCAGUUGUUGCAAUCCCAUCACGUAUUGCUUCAUGAACCGAAAAUUUCGUCAGGCGUUCCUCGAGCUCUUCAGCUGCCACCGCUGUUGGAGGGUGGGUUGCAGGCACGGAGACAUCGCGAUGGCGACCACCGGAAACGCCGUGCAGGCUAGCAAUAAUAGCGGAUUGAGCGGAAAUGACUCGACUGUGUAUCUAGGCAGGGCAUCCAUUGCCGCCAGAUCAGAGGUGAUACGACUGCUGGAAGAGGAAGAUCGCGUCUAAGUCGUGUGGAUUAUAUGCCGUGGCGUAACCCGAUGUGUCUCGGCUGCACCACCGCGAGGAGAUUUCGUCCCUGAUGGCCGCUCGUCCAAGAAAUAGUAAGAAACUCGCGUGUGUGUCCGCGCGUCUCAUUGCUCAUUGAGAUCUUCCUGCGUGCACAAUCUCAAAACUUCCCUUUUACGAUUGACUGAAACGUCGAUGCGAUUCCCGUACGCGCACGUUCUUGGCCUAAUCGGAAAUUUUUCAGAUCUCACUUUUGUAGUUUUAGUUGGUUCGCCAGAGUUGAAAAUGGAUCCGUGAGUGAGAAGAGCGCGCUGUAUCUCUUCGCGUCGGGUAUUAUUUUUAUAUCACACCCAUCGAAUCGAUCGUUCAGACAGUUCGAAAGGAAAUAAGUAAGGGAAAUAAUCUCAUUGGUGUUUUUGUACAAAUUAGUCGGACAACGAGUUUUACAUUGUAAUCUCAAAUGUGUAAUAUUUAUGUGUAUAAAAUGUGUAAAUCAAGGUUGCCAGGUGUGCUGUGUCCUCGCGUACUGGUGACCUACAAGAUUGAUAUUUGUCAGUAGACCAUUGAAAAUAUAAUCGAUCCUUAAGGAAGAUGGAAUACUCCAAAAUGGUAGGCGCAAGUAUUUUAAAAAUUAUAUUUCUGCAUCCCAAUCCUCUGAAUACUGAUAACAUAAAGACGCUGUAUAUACGUUCUCCGUAAAUAUUUACGAUGACACAAAAGAAUGGCAUUCUUAACAAAUUGUAUCUAUAAUCGAUAUUUGUCAGUAGAUUAUUGCGAAUGUAAUCGGGAAGAUGAAAUAUCCCAAAAUGGUGGACGCAAGUAUUUGGAAAAUUGUAUUUUUGCAUUUCAAACCUCUGAAUACCGAUAAUGUAGAUGGCGUACAUUCGUUCUCCGUAAAUAUUUACAAUAACACAAAAGAAUGACAUUCCCAUCGUUAAUUGGCCUAAUUUUGCGAGAUUAUAUUUCAUACGCCUGCAUAAAGAUGACAAAACGCUCCGGACACUUUCGCGGGCAAACUUAACGCGACGCUAUAAAGUACAUUUACGUGGUAAACAGCUUUAUGCAGAAAACAUACACAGUCAUGCUAUUUGAGGCAACUACGCCCGCUCAUUUAUAUCACUUUAUGUUAAUUCUUUACACGAUUUCGUAUUUAAUAUUCUCGCGUGCUUAUUUAUUAAAUAUUUUUUGUCCUCGCGAUAUUCGCGAUUUCUCAGUUUAACAGCGCGAGACUUCUCAAUUUAAUUUCCACAUUUCGUUGCGAAAUUCGCGAGAGAAUACCGCGUCCUAAAAGCACACGCUCGAUGUGCCGGUUAAAACUCUCAAGUUUAUUGUUAUUUCCCAUGCAUAUUUCAUCCUUGACACGGAUUCGUAUACAAAUGCCACGUAAUACUGUUGACAUAUCUUUCAUCAUACAUACCUUUGAUGUACCUGUUGCAUACGAUUCAUGGACCUGUCAGAGAAUAAGCCUGAAAUGAUAGCGUGAGGCAUACGCAAACUACGACAUCCGUUUUAGACGUAUUAAAGGAAGGUAUGACUUUUAGGCGAUUUGGGAACCGCUAGGUGAACGCAAAUUUCCUAUUUUUUCCCGUAGAAUUAAAAA
Molecule: messenger RNA, 4124 nt
Organism: Odontomachus brunneus
Lineage: Eukaryota; Metazoa; Arthropoda; Insecta; Hymenoptera; Formicidae
Product: cholecystokinin receptor-like
Exons: 10
Coding region: 734-2524 (596 amino acids)
Biological process (GO): neuropeptide signaling pathway
Cellular component (GO): membrane
Molecular function (GO): neuropeptide receptor activity
Source: RefSeq, a predicted model, not a curated record